Molecule: messenger RNA, 3822 nt
Organism: Syngnathus typhle (broad-nosed pipefish)
Lineage: Eukaryota; Metazoa; Chordata; Actinopteri; Syngnathiformes; Syngnathidae
Product: gastrula zinc finger protein XlCGF57.1-like
Exons: 3
Coding region: 364-2130 (588 amino acids)
Cellular component (GO): nucleus
Source: RefSeq, a predicted model, not a curated record
CAUGGAUGCAGCUGCUUCCCAUCAGUCAUAGGUUGGGUCAUAGGUCAUCUAGCAGCCUUUGUGUGUGCGCACGCUCGAGUGAGGGUGGGGUAUAAGUUUCAGCAGCGAGAAGACAAAGGCGAGAGAGACUUCAUUCUGACAUCUUUUCCCAAUCAGCCGUGCGUCACUGAAGUUUUCCUUCCCCGAGCCAACCACUUUUCCACGGCUUGCUUUUGAAGACCAGCUGACCACCGAAGAAAAUCCACCACACACUGGUGAAGCAUUUGAAGAAAAAGAAAGGGCUCCUCUUCUGUCCUCCACUUGCGGGCUGCGUUGGCACCUUUAUUUGCCACAGACACACCUGACAGUGGUUGCAGCGAGAAAAUGUCUGCAAGGACCACAGCAAAGUACGUGGAGGAAAAGGACCGCAGUCGUCCACGACUGGAAGCUCUUUGGCUCCAGCCUCAUGUUGUGUUGGGAGGAGCAGCCAUCGGUGAAGCUAUUCGUCCUAAUCUGCAGGAGCCAGAGCGCACAGAUGUGGGCAAAGAGGUCCAUCACUUGAAUGAACAAAUGGAGCAGAAGUUUCUUUGCUCCAUAAAAGAGGAGGAUGAGUGGCCUUGUAUUAAAGAGGAGGUAGAAGACUCCUGUGACAUUAAAAGCGAGGAGGAGGAAGAUACCUGCAAGAUGCCUUUGACUGGUGUUCCUGUGAAGAGUUUAGAUGAAGGUCAACAUGAGAUGAGCAAAGGGGUGGACCCUCCAAGCUGCAGCUCAAGUCAACAAAUGACCAGAGAAGGUGAUGGAGACCACUGUGGGGGGUCACAAGCAGCUUCACCAUCAGAUAGUGAUGACUUGUCAUCAUUUGCUCCUGCUGCUGAUGAUGAGUCUCAAAACAAACACAACCAAUGUUCUCAGUGUGGGAAAUAUUUUGCUAAAAACAGUGUUUUGAAACGACACAUGACAAUGCACACAAAAAAGAAAAGCUUUUCCUGCUCAGUUUGUGGCCAAGAAUUCUCUCAGAGAGGACAUUUAAAUGCGCACACAAUAAUCCACACUGGUGAGACACCUUUUUCCUGCUCAGUUUGUGGCAAAAAUUAUUGUUCUAAGGGAGUUUUAAAAACGCACGCAAAAAUCCACACUGGCGAGAAACCUUUUUCAUGCUCUGUUUGUGGCCAAACAUUCUAUCGUGGGGCAGAAUUAAAACUUCACAUGAGAAAGCACACUGGCGAGAAACCUUUUUUAUGCUCAGUUUGUGGCCAAAGAUUCGUUCGUAAGGAUUUGCUAAAACUUCAUACAAGAACCCACACUGGUGAGAAACCUUUUUCAUGCUCUGUUUGUGGCCAAAGAUUUGCUCGUAAGGAAGUUUUAAAAAUUCACGCAAGAAUCCACACUGGCGAGAAACCUUUUUCAUGCUCAGAUUGUGGCCAAACAUUCUCUGCUCGUGGACAUCUAGUACGUCAUAUAAGAGGCCACACUGGCGAGAAACCUUUUUCUUGCUCACUUUGUGGCCAAAAUUUCUCUCAGAAGAGAUUUUUAGAAAGGCACACAAGAACUCACACUGGUGAGAAACCUUUUUCCUGCUCAGAUUGUGGCAAAAGAUUCCGUCGUGAGGGACAUCUAACACUUCAUAGAAGAAUCCACACUGGUGAGAAACCUUUUUCAUGCUCAGUUUGUGGCCAAAAAUUCUCUCAGAGGGCAUAUUUACAUUCACACACAAGAAUCCACACUGGUGAAAAGCCUUUUUCAUGCUCAGUUUGUGGCCAAAGAUUUUCAGCAAAGAAAAGUCUAACACUUCAUACAUUAACCCAUACUGGUGAGAAACCUUAUUCUUGCUCAGUUUGUGGCCAAAGAUUCAGUCGUAAGAAAUCUUUAACAGUUCAUACAAGAAUUCACACUGGCGAGAAACCUUUUUCCUGCUCAGUUUGUGGCCAAAAAUUCUCAAGAAGGGAACAGUUCAAAACGCACUCAAGAAUCCACACAGGUGAGAAACCUUUAUCCUGCUCAGUUUGUGGCCGGGAAUUCGGUUGUAAGGCAACCUUAAAAAGACAUACGAGAAUCCACACUGGCGAGAACGUUGUUGCCUGCUCAGUCACUUGCCAAAGAGUCUCUAUUGAGAAUUCCGAGUGUGUUGGGGAGACGGGCAAUGAUCCGUGAAGUUUUCACCUUCUAUUUGAGCAGACUUCAUGUGUUUUUGCAUCAAUGAUAAUUCGAUGUACCUAUUGAUUGGGAUGCUGAACUCCUUUUCUUUACCACAGUUCAUAUUUUCUUCAGACUCGUCGUCAGUUGCAGUUCAAAUUAUUCCACUGGCCCAUAUAACUAGAUAUGAACUAUAUAUCAUAUAACAAUAAUAUAAACAACAAUUUUAUUGAACCAUCCGUGUCACUCCAAAUCAUCCAUUGAAAUCUUCGUCCUUUGUGUAAACGCCGGCGCUUCUUAACCCGGAAGCGUGUGCGGUGUGCCGCUGAUGUCAGUUGCAGUUCAACUUAUUCCACAGGCCCAUAUAACUAUAUAUAGACUAUAUAUCAAACUAUAAUAUAGACAACAAUUUUAUCAAACCAUCCGUGUCACUCCAAAUCAUUAAAUCCAUCAGAAUCUUCGUCCUCUGUGUCACUUAAAAAAAAAAACAGCUGUUGACUCCAGGACUCCAUGCGCCGCUCACGUCAGACUCGUCGUCAGUUGCGUCAAUUUACGUGUACAAUAUAGUAGCGUUACUUUGGUAACGCUACUAUAUUGUAGCGUUACCAAAGUACCAGGCAAGACGUGGGUUUGGUAACUGGCUCUUUAUGUACAAAAACAAGAGCUCAGUGAGCCAACAACAAUCGUGCCCAUCCUGCUGCCUUCACAGCCUCCCUUGGCAAUGUGAAACUACUGAACUGUAACGAUAAAUAUAUGUAUCGCUACACGGAAUAAAAUAUAUAUCAAAUAACUAUAACAUAAAUAAGUGUCAAACCUUCUGUGUCACUACAAAUGAUUAAAUCCUUCAAACUCUCGCCAAUGGUGACUUGAUCAAAGCAGGCCUAAAGCACCCUCAUCCAGUUUGGUCUGAAAAUAACAUGUGAAGUGAAUCUCUUUCACAAUGACAAUAAUGACGGUGUGAAUUUGUGAGUGACAAAAAAAAAUGUGUUAAAAAUUUCACAUGUACUGUAAGUCGCUCCUGAGUAUAAGUCGCACCCCCACCUAAACUAUGAAAAAAGGUGCGACUUGUACUCCGAAAAAUACGGUAAUAGUUAACCACCCUCGGGAUGAUAAUAAUUUUGUAUUUUUCAUUAUACUUGGUGUUUAUUUAGUUUUUAGUUGUGUUUUUUAACUGUAAUUAGUUUGAUUUCAUAUUCAGAACAAGUUGCUUAGUUUUUAAGAUUGUUUAGGGUUUUGUUUUGUUCAGCUUUUAAUGUUUAUGUUAAGGAUUUUGUCUCCAUAUUUGUCAAGACUGGUUAAGAAGAAAAAUCAGAAGCAAGCAAGACACUUUUUUUUCUUUCUUGCGCUUGUGUGGCGAUUCAGCCCUGCUCUCUGCACUGGUAAAAGCUAACCAAUCAAAAAGGGGCAUGACACACCAUAUCUGAAGCAAAAUGAGACAACUAGGGGGAGAAAUAGAAAGCUGAGCUGCACAAUGAUUUAAACUCUCCUCCAAAAGUGAGGCCAAUUCUUUUCAUUUUGCAGUGACAAUAGAUGAAGCAAUUUGUGUCGAAAUGCUGAAUGACAAAAUAUGAAAGCAUGUGGAAUGCCUUGGAAUCAUGAAAUAAAAUGAGAGUGAAUUGUACGGAAUGACAUUGAACAAUAUGGAAUAAUGUGGAGAAGUAUUGAAUCAUAUAGAAUUAUGUAGAAUGAUAUUAAACGAUGACAAAUGAU